This is a messenger RNA of Diorhabda sublineata, 465 nucleotides long. RefSeq lists its product as uncharacterized. Gene Ontology annotation, cellular component: mitochondrial matrix. Bases 106 to 465 code for a protein of 119 amino acids. NCBI's taxonomy places the organism in Eukaryota, Metazoa, Arthropoda, Insecta, Coleoptera, Chrysomelidae. Gene Ontology annotation, biological process: mitochondrial respiratory chain complex III assembly. The record is from RefSeq and is a predicted model, not a curated record. The transcript has 2 exons.
UAUGUCACAUAGUUGAUGUUUAUAAAGUAAAUUAAUAUUAUUUUUAACCCAGCAUCCAUAAAAGUCAUAAGUAGUGAAUAAUUAUAUGGAAAUAUAGAUAAGUAAAUGGCAUCUUCCGCUGGAAUUUAUAAACGAAUAUUGUCGUUGAUAGAAAAGUGUCCUGUCGAUAUAAAUAAAGCAGGAGGGAGGGAUAUAAGUGAUCAUUUGAAACAAUACGUAAAUACGGCUUACAAGGAAAAUAAAUUUGAAUCAAAUCACAGCUAUUGGGAUAAACAAUAUAUUGCUCUUCAAAGAUUAGUGAAUAAUAAUCAUAAAAACAAAUACAAAAGAACACUUGCAUCUUCUGCUACAGGAUUAACAGCAGAACAGUGCAACAUCGCCUUGUCCAACGAAUAUUUGAGUGAAGUUAAUCAAAAAGAACAGUCAUUCUUCAAAAAAUUAAUAUCUCUUAAAUCCGAACCUUAA